Messenger RNA from Neurospora tetraspora, 1121 nucleotides. RefSeq lists its product as uncharacterized. Gene Ontology annotation, cellular component: cytosol. Bases 149 to 769 code for a protein of 206 amino acids. NCBI's taxonomy places the organism in Eukaryota, Fungi, Ascomycota, Sordariomycetes, Sordariales, Sordariaceae. The transcript has 4 exons. Gene Ontology annotation, molecular function: oxidoreductase activity. The record is from RefSeq and is a predicted model, not a curated record.
GGGUCGGAUCUUUCAACAGACGCCAAACUUUGUAUUGAUUUUGGCGAUGUAAUCGAUUGACUUUAAAGCCAGUGCACGAUCCAUCCCAAGCGAAAAGAAACAUAGAUUUCCAAAUAUUGAACGCUACUCUACAAUCUCUCUCGAAGAAAUGUGGGAAUCACCUCGCCCAAGCAUCAAGCCGCAGUUCGCCCCCCGCUCUCACAACGAUGUCUACCCCUUCAUUCACCCCAAUAAAUUCAGAGGCGCUCUCCUCGACAAGGUGACUAUCAACACUGGCUCUGCCGGGGCUAUAGGUCAAGCUCUCGCCGAGUCCUUCGCCGUCGCUGGUGCCAAACUGGUCCUGACAUAUAACAACACCCUACCGCCGACGACACUCAAGGAAAGAUGCCUCAAUCUGGGAGCUAGUGAUGUUAUCUUCACCAAGUGUAAUGUUGCUGAGCUCAAGGGCUGUGAGGAUCUGCUUAAACAGGCGAGUGUCACUUUUCGUGAUCCUGUGCAGUUCGAUUUGAUUCUGGAGAAACAUGUGGAAGACAUCCUAACCAACAAUGCUGGUGCGAACAGUUUGGGUCUUUUCGACACUCAACCUCCCAAAGCAUUCAUCCACGAGCUAGCCGUGAACCUCCACGGCCCUUACUAUCUCAUGCAUCUUCUCCUUCCCCACUUCAAGUCUCAACGCAGCGGCUGCGUCCUCAACAUUGCCUCGCGAGCCGGCACCGUGACCAUCCCGUACAGCACCGGCUACUGCACAAGCAAAGCAAGGCGGCGCUGAUCAACCUCACUGCUUGCGUGCGUCUUAUCGCUAGCACCCAACCAACACGCCCGGCCGGGCAAGAGCAUAAUACUCCCCCUCCUCAAUCUCCACCCUCCCCGCCGCCGCCACUCGCUCCGCUUUCACCAGCGCCUUCGACACCCUCUACAAUGAUUCCCCCUACCUCAACGGGAUGACCUGCGUGGCGCUGGCCAGUGGAAUUGCCAAGCACGUCCUGCGAGGCAAGUACGUCGAUGUUGGCCAGGAUUUGGAAGACAUACUUGCCCAGGCUGAGGCGAUCAAUCAGGAUGAGAAUCUGUACUCGUUGCAUACCAGUUUUUUGGGUGGGUUGGGGAAUGGGGGGACUGGGGCU